AUUAUGCUACCGUCACGUCACUCAUGUAUGGGAUUGGAACGCGCAUAGCAUUUCGAAAUAACCUCGCCACUCACACAAAAUGAUCAGUUCUACUGUGAUAGAAAACCCUUCUGCUUUUUAAUCCUCCAAAUUAUAAAGCGAUCCUAAUGGAUACAUGUGAAAGAAUCACCAUAUCGUUUGUUCUCUUGUUCAUUGUUCUCUCUUCUCAGAUCCCUUCAGUGGCUGGAGAUGGAGAUCAUGUUUCCCGAGAGAUGCAAGAAGAGCCACCAUAUCUUACUAGGAUAGUAACAGAUCAGAUAUCUUUGUUGAAGAGAUCCUGUGGUAAUUCUUGGGACAAAGUCAAAAUCAUCAUCCGUUAUUUGCAGAUACAGUUUUAUCCUCCAAAUUUAGAUUUUAGAAGCGCUGAUCAACAAGAGAGUACUAGGAGUGAAAAUGGUGGAGGUGAAAAGAUGAAGAAGGUCGUGGAGAAAUGUAUUAGGACAAGCAAAAGGACAGCUGAAAUAUCAGCUGAAUCGGCUGCAGAAGUGAUGCUAGAAGCAAUGCAUAGAGCGGCAGAAAAGGUGAAGAAUAGGCUAUCCAAUUCAGAUGAACAGGAGAGCAGUCAUGAUGAACUUUAAGCAAACCUAGCUAGUUAAUCGCCUUUUUAACUAAUUAUUUGUCAUUGUUUUAUUUUUGUUGUUUAAACAGAUUUCUAGUGUUGCUCACGAAGCUCAGUAAUAUGAUAGAUAUUAUAUAUAUUAUUAA
This is a messenger RNA of Populus nigra (black poplar), 744 nucleotides long. RefSeq lists its product as uncharacterized. The transcript is spliced from 2 exons. NCBI's taxonomy places the organism in Eukaryota, Viridiplantae, Streptophyta, Magnoliopsida, Malpighiales, Salicaceae. The record is from RefSeq and is a predicted model, not a curated record. The coding region runs from base 147 to 617 and encodes 156 amino acids.